AUCUCCGUUCGGUCGACUGAAAAAUCAAUUAUUAUUGCUGCUGCUUUCUGGCAGAGAAAUUUAUAACGACAAACAAACAGUUUGAAAUUACCGUAAUUAGAUAAGAAAACGAACUUCGAAACAAAACGUGUUAGUCUUAAAAAACCAAACGGAUAAUGCUUUAAACGUACAGCAAACCAACCAUCAGCCAGCCAAAAUGAGCCAAUGUCAAAGUUAACCAACAACUAGAAACACAUCGCAUAGUCAACAGCUCGCAGUGAGCCAUCAACGAACCAAAGUCGAUCAGGAACACACAUAGAAGAAGUGGCCUUAGGGACUAGCUUUAACCACCACCACCAACCAUAGCCAAACGAAUCCCCGAAUAGCCCACGGAAUCCGGAUCUAAGCCAAAAUGCCCGCUACAGCCACAUCCAAGCAGAGAGCUCCGCCCGUCGAGGAGGGCAUGACGCCCAAGAAAACCGCUUUGAUCAUUGUCACCGUGAUCGGAUGCAUUGCCAUCCUGUGGCCAAAGGUCUUCCAUCCCAUGAUGUUCGGCGGCGUUCCGCCGACCCAGCCAAACUUGAAGGAUCCGCGCGCAGCUCCAGGCGGAUGUUGUGAUGUCGUGCUGGACAGGGAGCAGUUCCUGAACGCCUCCAAGAAGGAAACUGUCGAGCCCUUCGGUCCGCAUUUGUAUCGCAAGCAAAUCAAUGUUUACACGGGCGAAAUCAGUCUGCGCCAGGAGCGCCCAGCCCACCUGCAUCCGGAAUCCAUAUACCAGGCCAUGAGGGAGCGGGGUCGCGCCAUUCCCGCCACGCCCACCGUUCCGAUUCUGGAGCGGAAGACUUCGCCCAGUAAUCCGCCGCCGCGGAUCGUCGACGGACGGCCCGGACCCAUUCCUGGAAUGCGUCCACCCAUGGGCGCCGGUGCACUGCAUCAGCCACAACAGCGGGGCAGCAGCAUGGGCUUCCUAAUGCCACUCUACACUAUCGGAAUCGUGGUCUUCUUCGGCUACACCCUAAUGAAGAUUAUGUUCAAGAAGCAAGUGCCCAAUGAACCGUACGGAGCGGCACCAGCCAAUCCUGCUUUCCGACAGGAGGUCUUCGGACAGCAGAACCACAGUCAGGUGGAGGACUUGGGCGGCAGCAAACUGGGCUGGCGAGAGCAUCAGACAAGAGCUGCCGCCGCAAAGAAGCCGGCCGCCAAGGACACCGAAAAGGAGCUGUACAACGCCAGUGUGUCGGCCACCGAGGUGGCCACCAGUUUGUCCGCCUCGCUGAAGAGCCACCAGCAGCUGAAGGAGGCCGAGCAGCUGAUGGAGAUCGAGAAGCUGCGCCAGAAACUCGAGAGCACGGAGCGGGCGAUGGCCCAGUUGGUGGCCGAAAUGAACACCGAUCAGUAUGAGGCAAAGAAAAACGACAACGAAAAAACAAGAGAGCAAGCAGACAAGCAGAACCUUUCCAACGGACAUGCAAAGCCCACGGACGACCAAAAUCCGGAACAGGAGACAGCGGCGCUGGGAGCCAGGAAACGCCGGGAUCUGAGCGCUGAACGGGAACUGACGGUACUCGGCAUGGAGUUAACAGCCAGUUGCGAGGGCGGCCACAAGUGGACUGGACGCCCUCCAACGCCUGUUUUCCGAGCGCCAAGCGAACAUUCCAAAUUGGAAGACAAUCUGCCGGAGCCGCAGUCCAUUUACUUGGAAGGCGCCCUGGCACACGAGUCUCAGAUUUUGGUGGCCGACUCCCAGAUCAAACGCGAAGAAGUCUACGACUCGGAGCUCAAUGGCUCAGCCGAGGAACCAGCCAUCAUUCUCAGCAGCAGAAUGACAUUGUCAUUGAUUAAUUUGGACGCAAAUCAACAAAAUGGGAAUGCAGGCAAAUCCCCAGUGGAUAGUCCCCUGGCUGAUGACAUCGAAAUAAUUGGACACGACGAGCAGUAGACGAAGAUGUACACUGAUCGAUUUUUAUAUAUAUAUUUUGGCAAUGAUAACGACUUGAUGAUUUACACGAAACUAUAAUUGCAAGGGCCGAGUGAAAUUUCGUUGCUAAUUUCGUUGAACGACGAACAUUAUGACUGAUAACCACGAAACAGAUUUGCCAAUAAUUUGAUAUCUGAUUUGUAUAUAUACAUAUUGUAUGUUUUGAUAUCUUCGUUUUGAUUUAAAAAACGCCAACGUUAUGUCUCCCCCUAAAACACUAUCUGCUCUUGAAAACUUUGCUCAAUUUCGGUCAAACGUAAACCCACUUGCAUGUCUCGGAAACUCUUUAGCUCGUUUAGAAAACCGCGUCUUUGUGAAAUGCAUGAUUUUUUGUGAAUACUAUUAGUUGGAAAUCAAUGCAAAACUAGUCUACCAUUAAGCUAAGCGCAUAUGUAUUUCAAGCCGCAUCGUCUAUUAAUCGGCCCUCUUCGCAUUAAAAUCCGUAGCUACUUGGCAAUGAAAUUACCUAAAAACAAAUCCAAUUGAUUGUAUGUUUAAACAAAUAAAGUUAGUGCCACAGCGUUUGUGAACCUAGUAUAAUGAAUAAAUUGAAAACCGAACUCGA
Messenger RNA from Drosophila yakuba, 2522 nucleotides. It is a transcript of the gene RIC-3, whose product is annotated as resistance to inhibitors of cholinesterase protein 3. Gene Ontology annotation, biological process: protein localization to cell surface; synaptic transmission, cholinergic. Bases 392 to 1918 code for a protein of 508 amino acids. The transcript is spliced from 12 exons. Lineage: Eukaryota; Metazoa; Arthropoda; Insecta; Diptera; Drosophilidae. The record is from RefSeq and is a predicted model, not a curated record. Gene Ontology annotation, cellular component: neuronal cell body; neuron projection; intracellular membrane-bounded organelle.